Messenger RNA from Adineta steineri, 357 nucleotides. NCBI's taxonomy places the organism in Eukaryota, Metazoa, Rotifera, Eurotatoria, Adinetida, Adinetidae. The record is from the annotation of a GenBank genome assembly.
AUGGUUACUUCUUCAAGUUCAUCAACAAAACGUCGUCUUCUUUCAUGUAAAGACAAAGAAAAUAAUCAUAACGAUAACAGUAAUGAUAAUGCAAAAAAAACGAAGAUGAUAUUCGAUGAUCAAAUGAAAAUUCGAAAUGAAGUAAUUGAAGCAUUUCUGAAGUGUAAUCUGGAAGUUCCUAUUCAAAUAAUUGCUAAGACUUUUAACGAUGCAAUUGGUCGAUUAGAAACCAAUAAAAUCAAUAGGAAUGAUGUAGAACAUCGAAAAGAAUUCUAUAUGCGUUUGUCUCAACAUCCUGAUCGCCGUUAUACUCGAAAUCGUAGUCAAACAUAUAUCUUUCCUGAUCUCAUCAAUUAA